This is a messenger RNA of Nematocida parisii ERTm1, 273 nucleotides long. RefSeq lists its product as uncharacterized. The coding region runs from base 1 to 273 and encodes 90 amino acids. The transcript has a single exon. Lineage: Eukaryota; Fungi; Microsporidia. The record is from RefSeq and is a predicted model, not a curated record.
AUGGAGUUAGAGAUAAGCAAGGAAGAUAUUGAGAGCAUAAAGGACUAUUUAAAGAGGAGAGGGAAGGGGAUGGCCUGGGUUGGGUAUUCAUUAAAGAGAAGGCGGUUUAUUGAGUACUGCACUAAUUAUUUCUUCUUAGGGGGGGACACUUUAUACAGGAAGACUGGGCAUGGGUCCGAGAAAGUAAUUGGACCAAUUAGAUUUGGUAGGUUUAUGGAGGAGUGGCCUAAGCGUAUGGUAUAUAAAAAGCAUGAGAGAAAAACAAGAACAUAA